This is a messenger RNA of Pollicipes pollicipes, 3788 nucleotides long. RefSeq lists its product as uncharacterized. The record is from RefSeq and is a predicted model, not a curated record. Bases 11 to 2263 code for a protein of 750 amino acids. The transcript has 2 exons. NCBI's taxonomy places the organism in Eukaryota, Metazoa, Arthropoda, Thecostraca, Pollicipedomorpha, Pollicipedidae.
CCGGGCUGACAUGGCGUGCUCCGGGCAGCGCCUGGGUGCACCCUUGGAAAUGACUCCUCUGCUGCUGGUGUUGGUGCUGCUGUCACUUCUGAAGUCGGGUGCCAGCUACAGCGCCUGCUCGUCGGAGCGCGCGUGCGUGGUCAGCCCGCCGCAGACGGGAGCAGUGCGGCGGGGCGCCUGUGUCGACAUCAGCGCCACCUGCCAGGAGCUCGACUGCAGCGCCGACCAGCCGUGUGCACUCGACCCGAGCGGCCAUCCCGUCUGUCUGCCAGCGAACGCGACGCGCGCGCCUCACUGCGGCUCCGAGGACGAACGGCUCGAGCAGCCCUGUCCAGAGGGCGCCACCCUGCUCGGCUUCGGGUGCGGCUGCACCUACUGCUCGGACAGCGAAACGACACCGUCACCGCCAACGCCGCGCGGAGAGCGCCAGGACCUGACGAGCAGGGCGUGCAUGCUUGUCCACAUGAGCGGGGGGAGUGUUAAGGAGUGCGCUGAUGUCGCAAGCCAGUGUCGCGAAAAGCACUGUCCCAACGGCACCGUCUGCGGCCUGAACCUGGAUGAAGAGCCGGAGUGCUUCCCAGCGUCGGUCAAAAACUUCAAGAACUGCAGUUCGGAAGAGCUCCGCCUGUCCCGGCCAUGCCCGGCCGACUCCAGAAUUCGUGGAUAUGGAGAGGAAUGUACAUUCUGUGUGGAUGGCAACUCAUCUGAAACAUUCGUUGACGAUCAGACACGAAAAGCAUGUGUCGUGAUUGACAUGGGUUCAGGGCAGUUCAAAACAGAAUGCAUUGACAUCAGCAGCCAGUGUCAGCAGAAAAGUUGUCCCAACGACACAGUUUGCGGCUUGACUCAGGAUGAAGAGCUGGAGUGCUUCCCAGCGUCGGCCAAAGAGCUCGAGAACUGCGGUUCGGAAGAGUUCCGCCUGUCCCAGCCAUGCCCGGCCGACUCCAGAGUCCGUGGCUUUGGACAAGGAUGCACGUUUUGUGUGGGUGGCAACUCAUCUGAAACAUUGGGUGACGAUCAGGCAGGAAAAGCAUGUGUCGUGAUUCACAUGGGUUCAGGGGAAUGGAAAAAAGAAUGCAUUGACAUCAGCACCCAGUGUCAGCAGAAAAGCUGUCCCAACGACACAGUGUGCGCUUUGAGCCCGGACGAGCAGCUGGAAUGUUUCCCAUUGUCGAGCGUGGGCUCCAAAAACUGCGGCGCGGAGGAUCUCCGCCUCUCGCAGCCGUGUCCGGAGAACGUGGACAUCCUCGGCUUCGGUCAGAACUGCACGCUCUGCCGCGCCUCCGGGCCGAUCCCGGCGCUGACUCGGGCGCCGACACCAACACCGACUUGGGUGCCGACGCCAGUGCAGAUUCGGACGCCGAAGACCACUCGUCCGCUCCCGGAGACCAUUGUCUGCCUGGUCCACAACGCGCGUUAUCGUUGCGUGGACAUCUCGAGACAAUGCAUAGAAAAGGCAUGUGGGCAGAACAAGGAGUGCGCGCUGACUGUGAAGGGGCAAGUCGUGUGCGUUAGCCGCAAAACGAAGAAUCGUCGCUGUGGCGCCGAGGAACAAUGGAGGCUGCAGCCGUGUGAGCCCGGUCUCGUGCCGCUGGCGUUCAGUAGCAAAUGCGCCUACUGCUUUCCCCUCGCGCAAACCUCGGUGCGGCCGAUAAUAUCGGUGACGGCCCGGCCGGCCACCCGGCCGCCGCGGCGGCCGGCCACCUCGCCGCCGCCGCGUCUGCAGGCCUGCUGGAACGAGGGCAACGCGGUCGUCUGUGGAGGCAUCUUGGCCAUAUGCCAGCAAAUGGGAUGUCCAGGGCCCAGUAGGUGCGUGUGGAAUGCGAAUGGUUACUUCAUCUGCUUGCUUAAGAGGAACCGGAUCGAGCAGUAUUCCCAGUGCACCGGGUAUGGACGGCAGGAGUUCCUGUGUCCGAGGGGAUGGCCGCCGCGAACGGCGCGGGUGUUCACCGGCCGCUGCACCAACUGCCCGCUGCAGAAGGCGAUGGCGAAGAUGGCGGUAGGGCACAUGGCUUGCUUGCCUCAGUCUGAUAAGGGAACGAUCUGCGUCGACGUCGCGGAAUGGUGUGCGUUGCGGCCGUGUCGCCAAGGCUUCGAGUGCGCGUGGGACGUGAGGAAGGGGAUUGCUUACUGCCUCUCGCAAAAUCAGCGAAGCAUGUUCCGCUACUGCGGCGACCAGCUGCAGCGACAGCGCCAUCCCUGCGGUAAAAGACCCUUCCGUAGCGUGCGGUUCUACGGACAGAAAUGUAACUACUGCAGCUGAUGUCCCGGGCCGCGCCGAGCAUGCGGCAUGGGAAUGCUUGCGGCUGUACGUUCAGACUGGGUACUUUUGGCUGCGUUCUGUAAGUCGGCGAGUUUAUGAAUGCAAACACGUUCCGAAAAAGCACGUGUCUAUUUUUGACUAACCAAGCUCUUACAGAUGUAACCUUUUCCAUCUUGAUGUGAUUCAUAAAGGAGGCAUUUAUAAUACAACUCAUGCAGAAAGAGGGCACAAUCGAAGCGCGCAUUGCAUUGGACAUUAUUGGGCCAUUCCACAUUAAUUGGGCUAUUCUUAGAUGUUUGCCAGCGGGUACACAGGCAUUCACAACGCAGCAAAUAUAAACAUACAGAAAGAUGAAUAUGACAGGUUACAAUAUUAGGUACUUUGAACAAUGUCAUAGGGCAUGGGUCUUGAACAUACGAAGAGACAAGUCUCCAAUGCCGUUGUUGAUGACACGCUCGUUGUGCAUGUACGUGGUUCGGAAAGCAUAAGCUUGCUUUCCGCGACUGCUUUUGGGGCGAGAAAGAGAUAGAUCACGAUGUUGUCUGGUACUUGUGUUCUCUCCCGUUGUUAAAGAUGGGCCUGGUAGCAGUGGUGCAGACAAAGACCGCCGUCAGGUUUGUUUUGCCCCACGUUUUGCCACACACAAAUUGACAAACAUACGUUAUGUGCAAAGGUCAAAGUGGGUGUAAUGCCCCUACUGACUAAUGGCUAAUUUGAUUGUGAAAUGCCAUUUUGAAUAUGUUGGGGUUCUAAUGCCCGUGUAGGGGAGAAAAGGGAGAGUUGCAUCAGUUUUUAAUCUGAACUCCUUUCCUGCAAUAACUACUGAGAAUAGUAUGAAGAUGAUGAUAUCUGCAGACAGCUAUAACGUGCAGCUUCAUAUGUAGCGUUACGAUUUUGUACUUCUAUCUGUUUGCUCGAAAUCCAUCUACAAAGUGGCUCUUCGGAUCUUCGGCUUGUUAUAACGUUCGCUAGGUUUCGUUUGUUGCAACACUCACUUAAUCGUUACAAAACAUUACACAAAUACUAUAAAACACGAUGCUGCGAAAUAUACUCUAAAACAAGACGUUACAAUGAUGUACAGUGCGACACUGCAAAAUGUAAUUUUAUGAAAUAUGGACGAAGUUGAACGAUAAAUCCAAGCCAUGUUCCAGAUUAACAGCAGCAGAUUACGUCAAGCCCAGAGUACACAUACAACGAUAAAUGAAAACAAAUCAAAAUUACCUAAGAUCCGUAUUGAUAUGUCAAGAUUACUGACGUACAUACAUAUGGCGCACAAUCACGCGCGUCACUACUAUGGGCUUAAGGAUAUGACCUUACAUUUGCGUUUUAAAAUGCAUGUUUUGCAUUUCUCAGGGACGACGGCAUAGGGAUGGUUGGAGGCAAGCGCUGACGGUUUCAAGUUGCCGCGGCACGAUAAGAAAAGGCUUGCUUAGUGGCCUCCAAUCGGCACCUGGGCAGGUGGAGACACAUCAACAUGGAGGAGCGCCUCUCCCUCAGUGAAACAGAGGAACGUAGCUUGAAAAAG